AUGUAUGGUAGUGCUCGCUCAGUCAACAAAAAUGACUCCAAGGCCAACCAUGGUGCAGCAAAGAAUAACCAGAGCUCAGGACGCUCCCCACGCCUGCCACGGUCCCCUCGCAUGGGUCAUCGGCGCACCAAUAGUAUGGGUGGCAGUGGCGGGGGCCCUGGUGGUGGGGGAAAGACUCUGUCCAUGGAAAACAUACAGUCCCUCAACGCAGCUUACGCCACCUCUGGACCCAUGUACAUGAGUGACAACGAGGUAGCCAUAGCCACCACCUCUGACCUGCCCAAGAGCACGGUCACACUGGCACGCUCCAGCGGACGGGUGCCCUAUGGAGUCCGCGGAGCUGUCAUGGGCAGCACGCCAGAGAUGGCGGUGGCACUUCCUGGUAUGGCGGUGACCCCGUGCGAUUCGGUGGGCUUCGCGGAGCUCCACGCGGCCUCCACGGUGCCCCACUCCCUGCGGCAGGCGCGCGACAACACCAUCAUGGAGCUGCAGGUGCAGCUGAAGGAGGUGCUGCGGGAGAACGAGCUCCUGCGGCGGGAGGUGGACAUCAAGGAGAGCAAGCUCAGCUCCUCCAUGAACUCCAUCAAGACCUUCUGGAGCCCCGAGCUGAAGAAGGAGCGGGCCCUGCGCAAGGACGAGGUGGCCAAGAUCUCCGUGUGGAAGGAGCAGUACCGCGCUCUCCAAGAUGAAACUCAGCAUCUUCAAACAACUAUACAAGCCCUUCAAGCGGAGCUGCGCAUUCAGCGUGACUUGAACCAGCUCCUCCAGCCGCCCAGCGAGCCCCUGGCCUCGGAGCCCAGCGAGGAGCACGAGCGGCAGGCCCGGGAGCUCUUCCUGCUGCGCCGCACCUUGGAGGAGAUGGAGCUGCGCAUCGAGACCCAGAAACAGACGCUGCUGGCCCGCGACGACUCCAUCAAGAAGCUGCUGGAGAUGCUGCACACCAAGGGGCCCUCCACCAAGGCCAGCGAGGAGGACCACGAGCGCACCCAGAGGCUGGCCGAGGCCCAGAUGCACAUGCACCACCUGGAGAACCUGCUGGAGCAGAGGGACAAGGACAUGGCCGCACUCAGGGAGGAACUGCUCCGUCGCUAUGAAGGAACCCCCGACUCAACAAAGACCAAGGCCCUGCAAACAGUUAUUGAGAUGAAGGACUCCCAGAUCUGCUCUCUGGAGCGCGGCCUGCGGGAGCUGGAGGACCAGGUGAUGAUGCUGCGCUCCAGCAGCGCGCUCACCUGCGAGGAGCGCCAGGAGGAGGUCAAGCAGAUGGAGGUGUACCGCAACCACACCAAGUUCAUGAAGAGCAAGAUGGAUCAAGUGAAGCAGGACCUCUCCAGAAAAGACACUCAACUCCUGGGAUUGCAAACCAAACUAGAGACACUGACCAACCAGUUUUCAGAUAGCAAGCAACACAUUGAGGUGCUCAAAGAGUCGCUAACAGCUAAAGAACAGCGAGCCGCCAUCCUGCAAACAGAGGUGGACGCUCUGAGACUGCGCCUUGAGGAGAAGGAGAGCACGCUGAACAAAAAGAGCAAGCAGAUCCAGGAGAUGUCAGAGGAGAAGAGCACCCUCAACGGGGAGAUCCAUGACCUCAAAGACAUGCUAGAUGUUAAAGAACGCAAGGUUAAUGUGUUGCAGAAGAAGAUUGAGAACCUCCAGGAGCAGCUGAAAGACAAGGAGAAGCAGAUCAGCAGCCUGAGGGAAAGACUCAAGUCCCUCCAGACAGACACCUCCAACACAGACACGGUCCUCAGCACCCUGGAGGACUCACUCGCUGAGAAGGACCGCAUCAUUGAGCGUCUGAAGGAACAGAGGGACCGCGAGGAGCGGGAGAAGUCCGAGGAGCUGGACACCAGCAAGAAGGAACUGAAGGAGCUCAAGGAGAAGGUGUCUCUCCUGCAGGGAGACCUGUCAGAGCGAGAGACGUCCCUGCUGGAUCUGAAAGAGCACGCGUCCUCGUUGGCCUCGUCCGGUCUGAAGAAGGACUCCAAGCUGAAGAGCCUUGAGAUCGCCCUGGAGCAGCGCAGAGAGGAGUGCAGCAAGCUGGAGAGCCAGCUGAAGAGGGCCAAACAUGCAGCUGCUGAUGCACAAGCCAACUCCGAGCUAUCUGAGAAGAUCGCCGCUCUGGAGACAGAUGUGGCUAGACACAGAGAGGAUUCUGGGAAGGCCCAAGCAGAGGUCGACCGUUUGUUGGAGAUCCUGCGCCAGAUGGAAAAUGAGAAGAACGACAAAGACAGAAUAAUCAAUGAGCUGGAGAGUGUGACAUCGAGGCAGAUAAGGGAGCAGAGCAAGAAGGCCAGCGCCCAGAAGCAUCCCGCGGAGAAGGGCAGGAGCAGCGGCGACAGUCCCCAGCAGGACUCUCUGCGCAUGAAGGCUGAGCGCAUCGAGGAGCUGGAGGAGGCGCUGAGAGAGAGCGUCCAGAUCACGGCCGAGAGGGAGAUGGUGCUGGCCCAGGAGGAGGCUGCGCGGGCACACCAGGAGAAACAGAUGGAGGAACUACUUGCAGCGAUGGAGAAGGUGAAACUGGAGCUGGAGUCCAUGAAAGCUAAGAUGUCGUCUACCCAGCAGUCUCUGGCAGAGAAGGAGGCUCACCUGACGACGCUGAGGGCUGAGCGUAGGAGGCACCUGGAGGAGGUGCUGGAGAUGAAACAGGAGGCACUGUUGGCAGCCAUUAGUGAGAAGGAUGCAAAUAUUGCUCUACUGGAGCUGUCCUCCUCAAAGAAGAAGAAGACACAGGAGGAAGUGGCCCAGCUGCGCCGAGAAAAGGACCGCCUAGUACAGCAGCUGAAACAGCAGACUCAAAACCGCAUGAAAUUAAUGGCAGACAGCUAUGAAGAUGGACACUUGAAAACACAAGCCAACCAAACCAAUCACAAGCCAUCCCCUGAUCAGGAUGAUGAGGAGGGCAUUUGGGCAUAACAUCAUUUUUGGAAGGGUUUGGAGUGAGAACGGCCGCAAGACCAUAUCCCACUUUGACGACCUUAUCAUCGUCUGCCUUCCAGACAAGAGCCUCAUCUCCUGUUACACCUGGCCCUGCUGUCAUAUCCACUUCUCACCCACCUGGAGAAUCUAACUGUAUUUAUUUGCACAAAAUGGAGGAGAGUAGAAAGAUCAGUGUCAAAAAUCAGUGUUGGUCCACUGUAUUCAUAUAGACCAGUAAACUUUAAAGGACACCCUCCUGUCUGGGGUGCAGAGCUUCAAUUUAUAACUGUUGCACCCUCUUUGGGAUUCAGUUAGGUGAACCAUCCAGAAAAAUAUUUGAAGCUCUGAAAUGUAUCAGGGACGACCUUUCAUUACCCUGAAGUAAAAUGUGCAGUGUAGUCAAAUCAGUAUUGAGGUAAGCGAGUUUAUUUUGACUGGGACUCCGCUGCUCUGAUUGGUUGCGUCCAUCCUGAACCUGGGGAGUAACACUGGCUGGGACGUGUGUCAAGUCAGGCCGCUGUGGCCCAGAGGCCUAAGGCAAGGUGCACUUCUCUGUCAGUAGCCAAAGUAAACCAGAUCUUAGAUUCUACAAUAAUCAAAACAGCAAAUCACAACCGUACAGGUGUCAUGGUGUUGUUUUGCAUGUCCUACAAGUUUUUACACAUUCCCCAGACUCUGGAAAACAACUGGUUGUCUCACCUCGACUAUAAUAGAUCCCCUGCUACUUCCUCUCCUUUCAUGCAACUCAUCUCGUAGCUGUGGGCUUCAUUUUCAAUGACUAAACAUUGGUGCAUUUGUUCAAAUAUAGCAUACUUCUUUGAGUGACUUGUGCAAUGAUUUUUUAAAUAGUGUUUUUCCUGUACAGUAUGUGACGUUGUGUGAAUAUGCCAUUGAUUUGACACAGGAUGGGAAUGCAGCACUCACUAGGGCUACUUGUUACACACACAGUGCAACAAAAGUAGCUGUUGCAUCUCUCACUGCUACAAAAUUACUGAAAGUAAUAUGAUAUAUUUUGACAACUGUGCCACUUCUUUAGACUUUGAGCAUAUAGCCCUGUGUGUAUGAGGAGGAAGAUGGAUGAAUUUUCCUUCAAGAACAGGGGCAAAGUAGCCUAGCGCUGCCAUCCAACACAUUCUCUCUACAUUCAUGUUGUGGCCUGGAUGCCAUUGAUAAGGACAUGUAGUUACUACAUUGAAAUACUACAUUGAAAGUAAUUAUAUCAACUUGAUCAUACUGAUCAUACCAAUCAUACUGAACCUACUGUAGUAAACAAAAAGCCACGGUCAUCUUCUCAAGACGUAUUUUCCGCUCAGGUGUUAAAACACAUUUAUCAAGAGUAUCCAUAACCUCUCAAUAAAAAAACAGAUGUCAUUGUAGGAUCUACGUGAAUCCUCUACAAGCACAUCCAUAGUUCUAAGGGUAGCUGGUUUUCAAAUGCCAGGUCUCCCUCUUUGUCGUCACCUGAAACACUUUCCAUGGCUCAGAGAUCAGUCUAGUAAAAAAUCUACUAGUUGGGUUGAUUCUCAUCUGGGGGUUCCAGACUUUACUCAUAACAACUGCCUGGCAGCUCAGUUAGUCUGGUCAUGCCCGCCAGAGGGCAAAGAACUCCAGCAUCGAAUCAGCCCUUAUCAGCCAUGUGUGGAGCUGACUCAAGCCCUGGAUAUCUGCCUCAUGAGAUCACAUUGCUGGAUUGAUGUGCUUUCAUGAAUGGAGAAUAUCAAAACCAAUCUGUCUCCUCGUGCUCUGUCUUGAAUCAAUCUGUCUAUCUCCCUCUCUCUCUCUCCCUCUCUCUAAGCCUCCUAUCCUCUAGAUACUUUUUAUCUGUCAUGUUUUAAGAGAUUUUGGCCCAGUGCUGUAUCUUUGUGUGUUGUGAGAGAGUGUAAACUCUUGUAAAACAAUGUAAGAGAUGUGUGUGAGUGUUUUGACUUUGUAAAUAUGUACAUAAAUGUGUCUGACCUGUGU
Molecule: messenger RNA, 4881 nt
Organism: Sardina pilchardus (European sardine)
Lineage: Eukaryota; Metazoa; Chordata; Actinopteri; Clupeiformes; Clupeidae
Gene: erc1a
Product: ELKS/RAB6-interacting/CAST family member 1a
Exons: 18
Coding region: 1-2916 (971 amino acids)
Biological process (GO): maintenance of presynaptic active zone structure; regulation of synaptic plasticity; neuromuscular synaptic transmission
Cellular component (GO): cytoskeleton of presynaptic active zone
Molecular function (GO): structural constituent of presynaptic active zone
Source: RefSeq, a predicted model, not a curated record